Messenger RNA from Talaromyces marneffei, 573 nucleotides. RefSeq lists its product as uncharacterized. NCBI's taxonomy places the organism in Eukaryota, Fungi, Ascomycota, Eurotiomycetes, Eurotiales, Trichocomaceae. The transcript has 2 exons. The record is from RefSeq and is a predicted model, not a curated record. Gene Ontology annotation, cellular component: mitochondrial outer membrane. Bases 1 to 573 code for a protein of 190 amino acids.
AUGACUUCCCUGUGGAACUACUUCUCUCUGCCCACGGCAGUCUUUACCUCACCAGUCGCUGCGAUCCUGAUGCCAGUGACCGCAGGGGCAUUGGUCGGGUAUACGACAACUUCGGUCAGUAACACCCAAUCCAUAUACAAAGCCAUACGCCAACCACCACUUUAUCCACCUGGCUGCGUCUUCGGCCCGGUCUGGACAAUGCUAUACGGCGCCAUGGGCUACGCCAGCUACCGCGCCACGGUCUCCGGGCUCUCAUCCCCUUCGUCCGUUAUUCGCGAACUAGCGCAUACGUCUCAAACACUCUACACCAUCCAACUAGCUGCAAAUCUCAUCUGGAUGCCUCUCUUCUUCGGCAUGCGCAAACCCUUGGCCGCACUUAUGGAUAUCUUGGCCGUUGGGGGCAGUGUAUUGGCGUUGGCGAACAAUUAUCGCAAGAUUGAUAAUGUCUCGUUCUGGUUGUUGGUUCCUUAUUUGGGGUGGUUGGGAUUUGCAACGUAUUUGAAUUUCGGGGCGGGAUAUUUGAAUGGUUGGGAUAUUUCGGAUGAGAAGAUUGGUCGUUCGAAGACAAAGUAA